Mesocestoides corti is the source of this 699-nucleotide messenger RNA. NCBI's taxonomy places the organism in Eukaryota, Metazoa, Platyhelminthes, Cestoda, Cyclophyllidea, Mesocestoididae. The record is from the annotation of a GenBank genome assembly.
AUGGCCACAGAGACCACACAAGGCGCGGGGAGACAGGGUGGUCUUCGGUGCCGCUUGUCGAACGCCUGUCUGGCGUCCUGUUUGCGUGCGUGUGUGUAUGUGUACUUGGGACCCCAGUGGUGGACGCUGGAUUGGAGGCGAAAAUCACUUGCCACCGUACCGCCCCCGAUAAACGAUGACAUUUUGCGUCCCUGCGAAAGCGUAUCACUCCGACACAUGCUUCGGCGUCAUCCAUGGAUUUAUGGACUUGAUUAUGGUGGUAGUGGUGGUGAUGAUGCUGAUGAUGAUUGGGGUUUUGGUGGACUGGGUUCAACGCCAGAUUCACUUAGACCGAGGAUCAGGAAUUACGUGUGCGAGGGCCCACUUAGCCCACCACCAUCUCUCCAGAUUGUGCUGCUCUCUCGAUGCGCCACCUCCCCACGCCAACUGAUAAUCGUUUUGUGUUGGGAUGAGAGGUGGUUGCGGUUGGACAUUCACCCCACCACGACAACCAUCACAACGCCCACACGAACAAGCAAAUCGCACUCAAACUACCACCCUCACUGCACACAAAGCGAAUCCGUAGUCUUCCGGCUAGAUGGAGGAAGUCUGUCAACAGUGCGUUCUGUCGUCCAGUACAUGGAUCCGUGCAAAUGCUGUGUGUAUAGUCGGGUGAUGGUACUGCUAAUUGAAUGGCCUCCCAAGUCGACGACUCCCUGA